Messenger RNA from Rhineura floridana, 951 nucleotides. RefSeq names its product IDNK gluconokinase (gene IDNK). Gene Ontology annotation, cellular component: cytoplasm. Gene Ontology annotation, molecular function: gluconokinase activity. The transcript has 6 exons. The coding region runs from base 218 to 805 and encodes 195 amino acids. The record is from RefSeq and is a predicted model, not a curated record. NCBI's taxonomy places the organism in Eukaryota, Metazoa, Chordata, Lepidosauria, Squamata, Rhineuridae.
UCCAGCCGGAUGGAAGCGCGCACAUUUCACGCUCCUGAAGAGUAGAGAGCAAGAUGAACUUUGGCACCCAGUUUCCUGGGGCGGGCAGGAGGCGAGGCGAGGCGAGGCGCAGUUGAGAAGGGAAGAGGAGGAUACAGGAAAGCUCAGGAAGGAAAGCCGCAGAGGAGAAGAACAGGUGCGCAGGAAGAGUGCGCUGUCGCUGGCCGAACGCCUCGGUAUGGUACUGCUCGUGGUCAUGGGAGUGAGCGGCUCUGGGAAUUCACCAACCUCAUUCUCCCACUUGGGAUUUCUACUUCCGCAAAGUUCAGAUUUAUCAACUGUGGGCUCACUUCUGGCAGAUAAGCUAGGAUGGAAAUUCUAUGAUGGCGAUGACUAUCAUCCAGAGGAGAACAGAAAGAAAAUGGCAGAAGGAAUACCUCUGAAUGAUCAGGACAGGAUCCCAUGGCUUUCCCAUCUGCAUGAUAUAUUAAUGAGGGAACAUGCAACAGGACAAAAUGCAAUUUUAGCCUGCUCAGCUCUGAAAAAAAUGUAUAGAGGCAUCUUGGAGAAUGGAGCUACGGAUAGUCAACAAGAAGGGCCCAUCCUGCGAAAGAUUCUUUUUGUCCACUUAGCUGGGCCUAUGGACCUAAUUGCUAACAGACUAGGAAAAAGGAGGGGGCAUUUUAUGCCACUUGCUCUACUACAGUCUCAGUUUGAUACUCUUGAGCCUCCAUCAGUCCCAGAAAAAUUUAUUACUAUUAGUUUAGAAAAGUCUGUUUUAGAAAUAGUAUCUGAAAUUGAAGAAUAUAUAAGAAGCUUGGAUUGAUAUUUGCGCCAAGUUGGUUCCUAAAUUACAUCUCAAAAUAAGACUUGUCUCUAGUAAAAUUUCUCUUUUUCAUUAAACAAUACAAUUUUAUAUAUUUACUUUAUUAUUCUCUUAUGAAGAGCACAACAUUAAAGACAAUUUAGUUA